AUGAGAUCAGGAGCUUCUAGUGGUACUGGUGGCUUUAACAAGUUGGAUGAUACUUCCUUGCCUAGUGGUUCUAGUGCAUGUGCAACAUCCAAAAGUGAGCAGGAAAAGACCGCUUUUUCCAAGGAUCUGACAGCAGGAUUAACUAAGGAGAGAUUGCUAAUAAAAGGAAGCAAUAAGUUAAGUAAUCACGAGGGCAAUAAUGUCAUAUGUGCUAGUCCAGUUACAAAAGUCAAGGCUUCUUGGGCCCCACGAACAGGCCCUGUGGUGGCAACAAACUCAGCUCCUAAUAUACGUCGUGUACCUGCAACACUUGAGAGCUGGGAACAGCCACCAAGUGCAAACAAAAUUCCUUCAGUUGGUGGGGGCCGUAGGGCUAUCAAUCGCAAGCGUGCAGUGCCCUCUGGAUCUUCCUCUCCACCCAUGGCUCAAUGGGUUGGUCAGAGACCACAGAAAAUUUCUCGCACUAGGAGGGCUAAUCUGGUUUCCUCUGUCUCAAACCAUGAUGAAACGCAGACAUCAUCUGAAGGUUGUUCCCCAUCCGAUUUUGGUGCUAGAUUAACCUCUAGCGGAACGACUAGUUCUCUUCUUUCCAGGGCUGCAGCUAGUGGUACCCAACUAUUUAAUGAAAAUGCUUCAUCCCCAGCCAGAUUAUCUGAAAGUGAAGAAUCUGGUGCUGGUGAAAACAGACUAAAGGAAAAAGUUAUAAGUAGUGGAGAAGUAGAGGAAAAAGUUGGAAAUGCUAUACAGAAUGUUGGGCCUUCUGCAAUGCUUGCAAAGAAGAGUAAGUUGCUUAUCAAGGAAGAAAUUGGUGAUGGUGUACGUAAACAAGGGAGAAGUGGAAGGGGUUUCUCAUUUUCUAGGGCUAGUAUUUCACCAGUAAAAGAGAAGUUGGAUAGUGCAGCCAUGACAAAGCCACUUCGAAGUACAAGACCUGGUUCUGAUAAGAAUGGAAGUAAGUCCGGCCGGUCUUUAAAAAAGCUGUCUGAUCGCAAAGGCUUUUCUCGUCUUGGAAAUGUGCCAAAUAUUGGUACCCCUGAUAUCAAUGGGGAAUCAGAUGAUGAUCAUGAAGAACUCUUAACAGCGGCAAAUUUUGCUUGUAAUGCUAGUUAUCAUGCCUGUUCUAGCCUGUUUUGGAAGAAAAUGGAACGAAUUUUCACUUUUGUUAGCUUAGAGGAUAGAUCCUACUUAACUCAACAACUGAUGUAUGCGGAGGAACUUCAAGAUAGCCAUGACUCUGAUGUUUUGGUUGAUCUUGUGCAUGAAGAAGUUUCUGUAUCUGAUACAGUUUGUGAAAAAAGAUAUAGGCGCUUGCAAAAUCAAAGUGGAUCCAAGGAGUCAGGUAGUAUAUUCGAGUUGGUUGAUCAAUCUCAGGACACCUCUUUAUUUGGAACACUAGACCCAGGAAGAAUAUUCAACAAAGUUACUCCACUGUACCAAAGAAUUCUAUCAGCUCUCAUUGUAGAAGAUGAUAUUGAAGAAUACGAAGAAAUUGAUGCAGGGAGAAAUGUGUUGCUUCAGAAUGCUACUGGCGAUUCACCUCUCAAUGCACACCUACUCAUUGAUACUGAACCUAAAAGGAGGGAUGGGUUAGAAUUUGAAUGUGAGAUGAUGUUUGGCGUUCAAACUCAGGACCAUGGUACUGGAAGCAGAUUAGUUUCUUGCAACGGGAAUAUUACUUUUGGUAGAAGCACCAGUAUCCAAAAUCCCCCAUGUAAUAAUGACCUAUUGGUAGGGGAUAGUGUAUCUAUGCAUUCACAUGUCGAGGUGUUGGCUAAGCUUUCAAGAAAUGAUCUGGAAGGACCACAGAGUAUAGGAAAGAAUGGUUUUGGCUUUUGUUCCGUUGAUUGCCAAUUUGAGAAAAUGUGUCUAGAUGAUAAACUGUUGCUGGAGCUGCAGAGUAUCGGCCUAUAUCCAGAAGCAGUGCCUGACUUAGAUGAUAGAGAGGAUGAAGUGCUCAAUCAAGAAAUUGUGCAGCUGAAGAGGGGACUUUAUGAACAGAUUGGUAAAAAGAAGAUGUGCUUAGGCAAAAUAUAUGAAAUCAUUCAGGGAGGGAAGGAAGUGGCAGGACGGGACCUUGAACAGAUUGCAAUGGAUAGAAUGGUGGAGUUGGCUUACAAAAAGCUGUUGGCUACUAGAGGAGGUAGUGCUGCUAAAAGUAGGGUUGCUAAGGUGUCAAAACAAGUUGCCUUGGUUUUUGUGAAGAGGACUCUUGCUAGAUGUAGGCAAUUUGAAGAUUCAGGGACAAGUUGCUUUAUUGAGCCUGCACUUCGGGAUAUUAUUUUUGCUGCACCUCUUCGAUGCAAUGAGUUAGAAGCUACAACUUGUGCUGGCCUGGAAGGUUCUAACUGUUCCUUCGUCAGUAGUGCUGAUGGGGGUCCGUUAUCUGCAGUUGAAGUUUUGAGUGAUCAAGCUUUUGCCAAAAAAGGACCAAUAUCAAACAGAGGGAAGAAAAAGGAAGUAUUUCUUGAUGACGUAGUUGGCAAUGCUGCCUUGAGAACCUCAUCAACUCUUGGUACCUCUCCUUUGUGUGGAACAAAGGGAAAGAGAAGCGAAAGAGAGAGGGACAAAGAUACUUCAACCAGAAAUGCUCUUCCCAAAUCCGGAUGCUCAUCUAUGUGUAGCUUUAAGGGUGAGCGCAAAAUGAAAACGAAAACGAAACCUAAGCAGAAAACAGCUCAGCUAUCAACAUCUGGAAAUGGAUUUUCUAGCCCAUUCACGGAAACAACACAUCCUGUGUGUACUUCAGCUAGUGGUUCUACUGAAUUAGUCAAUAGUAGUGGCAACAGAAAAAGAGAGGUUGGGUUCAUGUCUCCUGGUAACAUUCCUCAGGAUUCAUCGAUGGAUAACAGAGAACCAAUGGGGUUUGCAAACUUGGAGCUUCAUAGGUUAGAUCCGAUGGAAGAACUAAAUGUAGGUGCUGACGUUGAUGGAAAUCAAGAUCUCUGUUCGUGGUUGAACUUUGAUGAGGAUGGUUUACAAGACCAUGAUUCAAUGGGCCUUGAAAUACCUAUGGAUGACCUUUCAGAGUUGAACAUGUUUUGAUCAUGACAAAAUAUUGUGCAUUCUUCUGGAUUAUUUAACUCUUUAGACGACCAUAUUGUUGUUUGGGAAAAAUAGUUACCUUUAGAUAUGUCUCAGGUCAAUUGGCACUUGUAAAUAUUGCCAUCCUUUGUAUACCUAUUCAAAGAAAUCAUUAAAAAUCCUCCUUGAUUCAAACAACGUGUCUGUUCUAACAAAUUAUGGGGCUUCUCUGUUGUAAUUUUUUUUUUUUUUUGCAGAAUUUUGAGCUCCAUGGAUUUCUCGAUAGUUCCUUCAACACUUUUUGAGAUUUGCAUUACAUGUUUUAUG
This is a messenger RNA of Ilex paraguariensis (yerba mate), 3348 nucleotides long. The record is from the annotation of a GenBank genome assembly. Lineage: Eukaryota; Viridiplantae; Streptophyta; Magnoliopsida; Aquifoliales; Aquifoliaceae.